CAAUCCGCUUACAAAUUGGAACCUCGCUUUACUUGUUCACAAACUGGCGGAAAUAAUUAAGAAAGAGAGUGUCACCGGAGGACUACCACCCGAAUUCAUGUUUUCUGGUUCUAGUGAUAUGGAUCCACUGGUUAUGCAGAGUUUGAUUGAUUCUGCUAUAUUUUCCAAUGAUCCAGCCGAUUCCAACGUAAUAACAAUGGCAAUUGUACCGCUUUUAUGCGAUAUUUUAACUGAGGGACCUCAAACAAAUGAUUCUGAACAUUUGAAAGCUAUCAUUAUAGCAUUAUAUCAAUUUUCAAAACCAUAUCGAAUUAAUUGUUCACGUUACAUAAUUAACCGACGUGUACUUCCUCAUAUAUUUGGGUCCAUUCUUCCAUUUUUUGCCGACGGCGACCGUCUUCUUCCAUUGAAGCUAUUAGCUAAUUGUUGUCAAAAUGCACCACGAGAUUGUUACAAUAUAUUGAUGGACGAAAUUAUUAACGGUGAUGAUUUCCAGUGUUUAUUCGCCGAUUAUGAACCACCAUAUGUAGUUC
Racocetra fulgida is the source of this 533-nucleotide messenger RNA. Lineage: Eukaryota; Fungi; Glomeromycota; Glomeromycetes; Diversisporales; Gigasporaceae. The record is from the annotation of a GenBank genome assembly.